Molecule: messenger RNA, 5045 nt
Organism: Bombina bombina (fire-bellied toad)
Lineage: Eukaryota; Metazoa; Chordata; Amphibia; Anura; Bombinatoridae
Product: arf-GAP with GTPase, ANK repeat and PH domain-containing protein 1
Exons: 13
Coding region: 1-1956 (651 amino acids)
Cellular component (GO): nucleus
Molecular function (GO): protein binding; GTPase activator activity
Source: RefSeq, a predicted model, not a curated record
AUGGCCGUGUUUAAUAUUGGUUCUGCACCCUAUGUGGCGCAGAAGAUUGUAGCAACACGAAAGAAGCAGCAGCUCUCGAUUGGUCCUUGCAAGUCUCUGCCAAAUUCCCCAAGCCACACGUCUGUGUGCUCCGCACAGGUGUCAACAGUGCACAUCAGCCAGACCAGUAAUGGUGGGGGCAGCCUGAGUGACUACUCCUCUUCCGUCCCAUCUACCCCAAGCACCAGCCAGAAGGAACUGAGGAUCGAUGUUCCCCCCACUGCCAGCACCCCAACUCCAGUACGCAAGCAAUCUAAGCGCAGGUCCAACCUCUUCACGUCUCGGAAAGGGAGCGACCCAGACAAAGAUAAGAAAGGUCUCGAGAGCAGAGCAGACAGCAUCGGCAGCGGGCGAGCAAUACCAAUUAAACAGGGAAUGCUGCUGAAAAGAAGUGGAAAAGCUCUUAAUAAGGAGUGGAAGAAGAAAUAUGUUACUUUGUCCGAUAAUGGGGUUCUAACCUACCACCCAAGUUUGCACGACUACAUGCAGAAUGUUCAUGGGAAGGAAAUAGAUCUCCUCAGGACCACAGUGAAAGUUCCAGGGAAGAGGCCGCCACGGGCUACCUCCUCUUGUGCUCCUAUUGCAAGCCCCAAGACCAAUGGCUUGACCAAAGAGCUCAGCGGGCUCCAGAUCUCUCCUAACACAGGGAAUGUAACAAGCAGCACAUCAGUUACGCAGAUGACCAGCGGACCCAGUGGAAUCAGUCUAGGCUCCUUUAGCCGCAUGGAUGGGAUGCACCAGAGAUCAUAUUCUGUGUCUAGUGCUGACCAGUGGAGCGAGGGAGCUGUCAUUGCCAACUCUGCCAUUAGUAGCGACACCGGCCUAGGUGACUCAGUGUGUUCCAGUCCCUCUAUCUCCAGCACCACCAGCCCCAAAUUGGAUCCACCACCCUCCCCUCAUGCCAACCGCAAGAAACACCGGCGGAAGAAGAGCACAAGCAACUUUAAGGCCGAUGGUCUAUCGAGCACUGCUGAAGAACAAGAGGAGAACUUUGAAUUUAUUAUUGUCUCCCUCACUGGUCAGAGUUGGCACUUUGAAGCCACAAGCUAUGAAGAGAGGGAUGCCUGGGUACAGGCUAUAGAGAGCCAAAUAUUGGCAAGUUUGCAGUCUUGUGAGAGCAGCAAAAACAAGUCUCGACUCACAAGCCAAAAUGAGGCUCUUGCUCUUCAGUCAAUUCGAAACCUGCCAGGAAACUCCCACUGUGUGGACUGUGAUGCACAGAACCCAGACUGGGCCAGCCUAAAUCUGGGAGCUCUCAUGUGCAUUGAAUGCUCUGGGAUCCACAGAAACCUCGGUACUCACCUGUCCCGAGUACGCUCCCUGGACCUCGAUGACUGGCCAUCUGAACUGAUUAAAGUUAUGUCUGCCAUCGGGAAUGAACUGGCUAACAGCAUAUGGGAGGGGAGCAGUCAGGGGCAUGUCAAGCCAUGUUCAGAAAGUCCCAGGGAGGAGAAAGAGCGUUGGAUACGGGCUAAAUAUGAACAAAAACUUUUCCUCGCACCCCACACUUGCCGGGAUAUGCCCCUGGGACAGCAACUCCUGCGAGCCACAGCAGAAGAGGAUCUCCGGACUGUAAUACUGCUCAUUGCACAUGGCUCGCGGGAGGAGGUGAAUGAAACCUGUGGUGAGGGAGACAGGCGGACAGCUCUUCAUCUGGCCUGCCGCAAAGGAAAUGUGGUAUUAGUGCAACUGCUCAUUUGGUACGGUGUGGAUGUGAUGGCGCGGGACUUCCAUGGAAAUACAGCACUGGCAUACGCCAAACAGGCAGCUACAUCUGAGGUGCGGGAUUUGCUGCUACAAUAUGGCUGUCCUGAUGAACAAUUUGUGCUUAUGGCCACCCCAAAUCUGUCUCGCAAAAACAACCGCAACAACAACAGCAACACAGGAGGCAGUGGUCUGAUGCCCACACUCAUUUGACAAGCUGACGGGAGAGUUGACAGACUCCAUCACUACUUACCCUCACAGCUCAGGGGGAGGAGUCAGGACUGACAAGGGAAGAGCCUGAGCUCCAGUACAGGGGAAUGGGGGAGAUCUGAUAAAGCACAGACGAACAGAGACUUAACAUGUGGAGAGAAGUGUCUUUGCUAUCACUUGGGAGGUUGUGCAAAAAGCAGAUGCAGAAAGGAAGUGCAAGGAGAAGUAGCUGAGAUUGCACUCUAAGGGCAAAGAAGCAGAGACAAAAGAGUACAAGUAGAUAGGAAGAGAGAAUGCAGGAGAGGGUGAGCCUAUUCUGAGUGAAGGAAGGGACUGAGGGAAAGCAAGAGAUUGAGUGUGAGUGUAAGGAGAGGCUGAGCCUUCCCUCAGUGUCAGGGGAGACAGAGGCAGGGAGCUGUCACAUAUGUGCACAUUUCACCUCAACCCUAGCCGAGCACUUAGGCUGUACUCUUGUCUGACAAGGACUGCUCAGCAUAAAUCACACGCAGGCAGUGAGUUUGUCAGGUUUGAGGCUCCAAUGAUGCUUUGUGUCAAAUCACUUGGAGCUAAUCUGUCCUCAGAGAAUGCCGGCUUCAUUACACUUGUAUAGUUGAGUUCCCUCAGCCUUUACUGCUGUUUAAUAGGACAUGAUUACUCAUCAUGUAGAAGGGAGCAUAUUAUCUGAGAAGGAAGCUCCUCUCCACGCACCGCUGAUUACAGGGAUGUGAUUGCAAUAUUCUUAGCAGACACACUCUGGGCGCUUCCACCCCAUCCUCAGACUCCUUGUCAUAAUCCUGCAGCUCUCCACUUAACGCACCCCAAAAUGGACAAAAAAGGAUAUUUAUUUUAUUUUAUAAAUGUGUUUUGGGGAAGGAUAGAUUGCUUUUAUUUCCCCAUCCUGCAUUGUGAUCAUGUAGCAACCAGAUUGAUCUUCAUUUGUAUUACCUUGACCCCUCUCAGGAAACACUACCGUUCCUAUUGUUCAUUGCUCACACUAGUUGCAGAUAUUGUUUCAUGGUUGAGUACUUUUAUAUUAUUAUUAUUUUUAUUUUUUUUGCCUUGCAAAUCUAAUAAGUGGUGCUAAUUAGGAGCUCACAUGUAGUUAGUGUAAGCCAAAGGGAAUCUACAUCACUUUGCAAACAAAUUAAGAAGGGGCAUUUCACAUACACACACACAUAUAUAUAUAUAUAUAUAUAUAUAUAUAUAUAUAUAUAUAGUGUGUGCAGAUCAGUUUGUAUUCAUUUUCAAAGCAUUACUUUUAAUGUUUAAAACACUAUAUAUAUACUAAUACGCAGGGUGCUGGAUUUUUAAGAGCAGAGCUGUGUGUAUUAAUAUGCUAUGCAUUGUUUUUAUUGUGCUGAACACUACAUAUUGAUACACAAGGCACUGCUUUUUAAUGUGCAGAGCAGUGUGUACUACAUAUAAAUUACACUGUUUUUAAUGUACAGAGCACUUUGUGUAUAAAAGGGCAGUUAGGGCAGACUGGGGGGGGGGUGUAUGUUCAGUGUGAGGAUGUUUAGGGCAGGAACUGCUGCAUGUGUGAAUGUUUGUAUCAGUUGGGAGAAGCUUGUGAUCUGAAUAUAUGGGGGUGGGUCUGAAUAUAAUGCAUAGUAGGUGUGAAUGUACAGUAGAGUGUGUAAAUGGGCAUCACCCAUAUACGUAUUCAGGACUAGAUAUAUCCAACUUCCUGCAGUGUCAAGUAGAAGAAGCUAGACAUAUUGUAGGAUUAAAAAUGGAUUAAGAUAUAAGCAGAGAUGCAUCAGGUUAUUUUCGAUGAUGUAAGUGACCUCAUUAGAACACAGAUCAGAAGUGAACUGAAGUGUAGUCCUUUUAUAGUGCAUGUGUAAUGCAAGGCAAGUUUUUAAAAGCACUCACCCAUUUGACAGCUCCUAGGCUCUGUAAUAAUCACAGCACACCCUGACACAGGAUCCCAAGGUAUAGAGUUGCUUAACACAGAUGUACCAAUUUUUUUUACAGAGGUUUCACAAUGCAGUUUUGGGAUAGUUUGUAGAGGACUGUAUCAUUUUGGGUGUAGUCCUGAUGUUGUAUCCAGGAGCUAAGUAUUGAUAUGCAGAUAUUUAUCUUGCCCUACUAUGACUAUGAUAUGUUCCUGAUUGGAGUAGCAGCAUUUCACUACAUUACAUUUCACUGCACAAUAUGUAGGGCUCACAAACCCGCACAAAUGAAUUGGCCUCACCAAUAGACUACUGUGUGAGUCAUAGGACAAUGGUUAUUACAGAUAGAAAAAUCGAUUCUUUCCAAAUCAGCCACAAAAUUCCCAUCCACCUUUGCUUUGAUUAGCUGAAGGCAGUGAGGAUAUCUUAAUAUCAGCACGUCACACCCACUGCAUACAGAGUGAAUUCUGACAGGUGACCAAUUACUCAACAGCCCUUGUCCUUCUUGGCUGGUGGCUUCAAUAUAAGCCCAUAUUGCCCAAUCAGAAGAAUCAUUGCAGGUUAGAAACCAAAUUCUGGAAACCACUCCAGACCACAGGUUAUGCAUUGGUUUCCCAUCUCAGUGUUACUUCUUAAAGAGAGAGAAGUUAAUAAAGUGCUCAGACAGUUAAGCUGAUUCCAAAGCAAAGGUGAGUGAAGCUGAAAUAGCCAUCACUAUUGAGUGUCUACAUAUGGCUGUCCUGAUCUGCCUGCAUCCCUCGCCAACCUGUUGUGUUCUGCUAGUAGCAAGGUACAAGGAACACUGAGUCAGCAGGAAGAGGGUUUCUGUGUCCUGACAUCAGCGGGUUCUUAUACAGAGUUAUAUGGUGAAUGAAACACAUGUAUAUAACACAUAGCUGGCCCCAUGGGAAGGGAGGGAGCCCAGGCGGCCAAACCCUCUGUAUGGGGGUUACCUUUUAUUUAAUUUUCUAUUCCUACUAGCCAGAUGUGGAGCCAAUGUUAUUGUGUCUUAUUCCGAUCACCUCUCCGUGUUUCACUCCAUGCUGAGUGGAAUAUGAGAGUUAUUUUUGUUUUGUUUUUUUUUCAGUGUCUUUGGAUUAUGUUGUCUAAGUUAUACAAAUUUCUUUUGUAUUGUGUCUCAUUAGAGGAUGCAAAAUAUAUGUAAAAUAAAAACAAAGAAAACACUUUGAAUAGAAA